AUGCUUAGUGCAUUACAGGAGACAGUUGAAUUUAAAACAUCGCUCAUAACCCGCUUGGAGAAGGCGGAGAGGAGGCUAGAGGAGUUCGAAGGGCGAAAUGCCCAUGAAGAAAUGGAAGAGGGACCGGUACCUCAGGAGCGGGAAUUUAAUGAGGGGGAGGCAGAGUGUGCACUUUUGCCUGAAAACGAUAAUGAGGCAGAGAACUGGCCAUCUGGGGCAGAGUGGGCCUUUCUGCCUGAUGAUGAUGAAGAAAAGCCAAUGGAGAUGAGUAGCAUUCGAGAACCGAAGAUCGAGGACGAUCAAAAUUUCGGUUCUUGCCACGCAGAAAUUUAG
Messenger RNA from Brugia malayi, 333 nucleotides. RefSeq lists its product as uncharacterized. Lineage: Eukaryota; Metazoa; Nematoda; Chromadorea; Rhabditida; Onchocercidae. The record is from RefSeq and is a predicted model, not a curated record. The transcript has 3 exons. The coding region runs from base 1 to 333 and encodes 110 amino acids.